Messenger RNA from Plodia interpunctella (Indianmeal moth), 1937 nucleotides. RefSeq names its product myophilin-like (gene Chd64). Gene Ontology annotation, cellular component: actin cytoskeleton. Bases 147 to 713 code for a protein of 188 amino acids. Gene Ontology annotation, molecular function: actin filament binding. The transcript is spliced from 4 exons. The record is from RefSeq and is a predicted model, not a curated record. NCBI's taxonomy places the organism in Eukaryota, Metazoa, Arthropoda, Insecta, Lepidoptera, Pyralidae. Gene Ontology annotation, biological process: actin filament organization.
GCAUGAUGUCAUUCAACAACACACACUCACACAUACAAGUUGUCGCCGCGACCGCGCGCCUGUUUACAUUCUGUACGCUGUGUCUUCACUGAACACUCGUGUCUGUGAUUUAAUUUAUUAUUUAAAUUGUAUAGUUAUAGUUCAAAAUGGCCAACAACAGAGCAGCCAAGUCAGGAUUUGCUGCUGAAGCCCAGCGAAAGAUCAACAGCAAAUACAGCGAAGAGUUGGCAUCAGAAUGUCUGUACUGGAUUCAGCAGAUCACAAACGAGCCCGAAAACACUUCAGGAGAUAUGGAUAACUUCUAUGAAGUUCUCAAGGAUGGAACUCUUCUUUGCAAACUCGUGAACAACAUCCAGCCAGGGAUGGUGAAGAAGGUGAACGAAUCCAAGAUGGCGUUCAAAUGUAUGGAGAACAUCAAUGCAUUCCUGGAAGCGGCGAGACAGCUGGGAGUACCCGCGCAGGAGACCUUCCAGACAGUUGACCUGUGGGAGCGGCAGAAUCUCAACUCUGUUGUCAUUUGCCUCCAGUCGUUAGGGAGAAAGGCUGGAAACUUCGGGAAGCCGUCAAUAGGACCUAAAGAAGCCGAGAAGAAUGUGCGUAACUUCUCCGAAGAACAGCUGCGAGCUGGUCAAGGAGUCAUCUCCCUCCAAUACGGGUCAAACAAGGGCGCUAACCAGAGCGGCAUUAAUUUCGGCAACACAAGGCACAUGUAAAUUGCUCGAUAUUACCCUUGACGUCUCGAAGGGUCGUACGGUUUUUGUUUACCAGUCAAGUACGAGAGAAAGAGAUAGGUAUAUAAAAACUGCACCACCUGUCGCGAUGAAUUUUAGGGGCUAACGGCUAAGCUCGUUAGCGAGAAUGUUGAUGUUGAUCAACAUUAGGCUUCACGGUUUUAAUCUAAAACAAUUUUGACAUUUUUAAUUUAUUGAAUAGGUGCAACUAUUGGCUGUAUGGCUACAGGCACACAUACCUACUUACCUAUCUAAAUACUUGAGGAUUUAGGCCUUGCUUAAAGCGUACUACGUGCUUAUAGUGUGACUUUCAGUCGAUUCUUCAUUGAAAAUAUUACGCACCUAGUCUUGUGACAAACUUUGUCAAUAAUUGCACCUAUUUUUCUAAUACAAUAAUAAAAUAUAGAAGACGAUGCUUGAAAGUAUACAUAACUUACUCUGUCAAUAAAUAGCAGAAUAUCUACUAAGCAAUUACUUAUGUUUAAAUCUCGGUAGAUCUUUACAUUAUACGUAUUAGACUUGGAGGAAAAAUUUAUGACUCAAAAGCCAUAUUUUGACGCAAUUAUGAAUCUCUUUGGCAUUAAUUGUUUAAUUUACGUUUUAAUGGUAGCCAAUAUAGUCACUACAGAAAUCUUUUUUUUUUGAGGUAGUCGCUCUAAUAUCAAGCAUUUAAUAUUAUUUAAUCAUUCCAGAGUCAUUCCUUUUUGGAAUUUAUUUUUGUGCUGGUUUUCAUACUAAAUGUUGAUGAUUGUUUUAAUUUAUAGUUAAUAAUUAUAAGUGUGCAAGUCAGCUAGUGUUUUUGUUGAAAUAUCAUUUUAUCUAAGCUUCCUGAAAAAUCUCUUCUACUGAUUGUGCCAAUUUGUUCGAGCUAUUCUCUAUAUAAAAACAGUACAAUUGUUAGUUUACGAAUUAUUUUACAUAAGUAUAUUAUGUAAGUACUUAACUUGUGCCUUCAUUGACCAGCCCCCUGGGGGAUUGACUUUCUUCAAUGGUGUCUAAACAUAUAAGUUUUUCCUAUAUUCCAUUAUUUAUAAAAUUGAGAAAUUACUAAUCAUUCCAUAUUAUAUAUUGUUAGUACACACUGUGAUUAAUGGUUUUAUAAAGACAUUAUUUUCUUAUUAGAUAUGUACCUUGGUUAAUUAAGUAAGUUUCAUAAAGUGUAUGUAUCUUUGUGGAAGUACGUAGAAUAAAUAAGUGAUAAAUAAA